AUGAGCGAGACCAAAAGGACGGUGCUCCUGGCGGAGAAAAGAUAUGACGAGGGACCGACCUCCGUGACGAACAAAAAUAUUCUCUUCAAGGAGCACAAACAUGCAAACGAAUUCCGGGAGACCUUUAUUAACAUCGACACGGACUACAGCCUGGACAGUGAAAAGGAAAAAAAUAACAUCCCCCUACUGAAGGUGUUUAAAAAAAAGUUAAGAGAAGAGAAGGCAUGCACUAGAGUGUUGAUCCUCUUCCAAACAUCGAGGGAAGCAAGUAGGAGGAGUUGUGUGAAGGAGCGUCUGCUCAAUAUGCUACAGCAACACUACAACCAAACAAUCACAGGUGUGUGUAUCUUUGUCAACGUGCACUCCAUCAUGCUGCUAGAAUGUGUGGAAACGAAAAAUGUGUUCUCCUUAAUUAAACAGCUAAAAGGGGUGAAGAAUGUGUCCGCGGUGCAGGUUUUAUAUUUCAGCGAGUUGAACAAGAAGAGCGUGACGGACCACUUUGCCUUCUUCGAGUACACUAAGGAGCAGCCCAAGGGCGCGCCCCUCCCCGGCGAGCACAACUACGUGGAAGAGGUGUGGGAGCUGUACAUAACGACCCUGCAGUUCUGCUGCCUCGUGAAGAAGAACUCAGAGCAUCAGGACAUCCUCGACAAAAACGAAAACAUUAAAAAGAACUUCGCCCUGCUGCCCCACUUGUAUAGCGACGCCGCCAGGCAGUACUUAUGGACCGCCGACGGUAAUGAGAUCAGCGUGGGGGAUAUAUGUGUGUGUGUAGGGGGGGGGGGAGAUAAGAGGAAAAGGGGUACAAGUGAUAAAAUGGACAAAGGGGUGUCAGGAGUGCAUGCGCCACUGUGA
Molecule: messenger RNA, 855 nt
Organism: Plasmodium fragile
Lineage: Eukaryota; Apicomplexa; Aconoidasida; Haemosporida; Plasmodiidae
Exons: 2
Coding region: 1-855 (284 amino acids)
Source: RefSeq, a predicted model, not a curated record